AGAGUGGACAGCCUGAAUGUGUGUGUGUGUGUGUGUGUGUCUUCUGGAACAGGUUUUCCCACAUCAGAGACACUCCACCCAGUCCCGACUGGGACUUAAAAGGCCACGUUCCCACUCAGGUCAGGCUUGCUGCUCCAUAAUCUCCCAUAGUAUCCUCAACCUGGUCACCAUUCUCUAUUCCUUCGUUCUCCAUCUCGUCUGCAUUGAGCCAUGAGUCUGAGGAGCAAGCGCAUCAGUUCCAGCAGUUCCGUGCGAAGCAGCGGAAAACUUGGGGGCUUUGGAUACAGUGGGGGUUUCAGUGGGAUGUCUCUGGGAGCCUCGUCACCCGGCUUCAGCACCAGCAGCACAUACCUGGGUGCUCCCAUAGGCAGUGUUUCGGUCAACAAGAGCUUACUAGCCCCCCUCAACCUGGAGAUUGACCCAAACAUCCAGAUGGUGCGCACCCAGGAGAAGGAGCAGAUCAAGUCCUUGAACAAUCGCUUCGCCUCCUUUAUUGACAAGGUGAGGUUCCUGGAGCAGCAGAACAAGAUGUUGGAGACUAAGUUUGACCUGCUGCAGUGCCAGAGCCCUGGCAGGUCUAACAUCGAGCCCAUGUUCGAGGCCUAUAUGGCUAACCUGCGCAGACAGCUUGACGUGGUCAACAACGACAAAAUCAAGUUGGAUGGCGAGUUGAGGAACAUGCAGGGGCUGGUGGAGGACUUCAAGCACAAAUAUGAGGAUGAGAUCAACAAGAGGAACAACCUGGAGAAUGACUUUGUGAUUCUGAAAAAGGAUGUGGACUCUGCAUACCUGGUGAAGGCUGAUCUGGAGGACAAAGUUGGAGCUUUGACUGAUGAGAUCAAUUUCCUCAGGAGCAUUUAUGAUGAGGAGCUGCGUGAGAUGCAGGCCAGUAUCAAGGACACCUCAGUCAUAGUGCAAAUGGACAACACUCGUAGCCUCAACAUGGACCAGAUCGUGGCUGAGGUUAAGGCCCAGUAUGAGGACAUUGCAGCCAAGAGCCGUGAGGAGGCAGAGUCUUGGUACAAGUCUAAGUUUGACCAGAUGGCUAGCCAGGCCUCACAGUAUGGAGAUGAGCUGAGGAACACCAAGGGAGAGAUUGCAGAGCUCAACCGCAUGAUCAGCCGCCUGCAGAGUGAGAUUGAGGCUGUCAAGGCUCAGCGCGCUAACCUGGAGAACCAGAUUGCAGAGGCAGAGGGCCGUGGAGAGCUGGCUGUGAAGGAGGCUAAAGCUCGGAUCCGGGAUCUGGAGGAGGCCCUGCAGAGAGCCAAGCAGGACAUGGCCCGCCAGCUCCGCGAGUACCAGGAGCUCAUGAAUGUCAAACUGGCACUGGACAUUGAGAUUGCCACCUACAGGAAGCUGCUGGAAGGCGAGGAGGACAGACUUGGACAACAGGCCAUUGUCAACAUCCAAUCCAUGCCCAAUUACAACGCCAAAGGUAUGAACGGCUACCAGCAGAUGAGUUCUUCAUCCCCCAAAAUACUCAUUAAAACCACUGAGACCAGAGACAACACCAGAUUCAGCACACACUGAAAUCCCAACCUAAAGUAAACAAACAGCUUGUUUUAAAUAGCUUGAAGAAACUGCUUUAACUAUAAGAGUAGUUUUAUAAUCACUUUGUUACAAGAAGCUUUAUUGGUUGAUUUUCUGGAUGAAUGAAGCUGAUUUAAUUGUUAUCCACAUUAAUAUCAAUGAAAGAAAAUACUGUGAACUGUAUAACUGAUUAUAUGUAAUGAAACAUGUACCUAUUAAACAUUACUUACUCAGUGACUGAA
Messenger RNA from Pygocentrus nattereri (red-bellied piranha), 1772 nucleotides. RefSeq names its product intermediate filament protein ON3. Gene Ontology annotation, cellular component: keratin filament. NCBI's taxonomy places the organism in Eukaryota, Metazoa, Chordata, Actinopteri, Characiformes, Serrasalmidae. The transcript is spliced from 9 exons. Bases 211 to 1530 code for a protein of 439 amino acids. The record is from RefSeq and is a predicted model, not a curated record. Gene Ontology annotation, molecular function: structural constituent of skin epidermis. Gene Ontology annotation, biological process: keratinization; intermediate filament organization.